Messenger RNA from Rotaria sp. Silwood2, 921 nucleotides. The record is from the annotation of a GenBank genome assembly. NCBI's taxonomy places the organism in Eukaryota, Metazoa, Rotifera, Eurotatoria, Philodinida, Philodinidae.
AUGAGCAGUUCUCGCUCAUCUGUAUAUCGUCAAUCUAGACGAGCACAUUCUCCAGAUGAUAUGAUUGAUCAAUUGAAUAUUCGUUCUCGAACAUGUCAUUUAUAUACUUCUUCACGACGAGCCGAUAAUGAUCAAUAUGAAGAGACUUGUGAAUGUAAACGACCACAAGACAAACAUCCAGGUGAAAAAGUAAUAGAAAAUAUACGCUGGAGUAUGAAAUUAAAUACUCGAGAAGAAAUUAAUGCUGAACAUGGUCAACUUCAAACUGGUGCAUGGUUUGUUCGAUUAGCUAUGGAUACACCUGAAGAAAAAGUUAAACACAUUUUUCUUGAUGCUUGGAAACUUCCAGAACCUUUAUUUAUUAUAUCAGUUCUCGGUGGUGCUAAAUAUUUUAAAACAAGUGAUCAACUUGAAAUUAUUUUUAUAAAUGGUCUUUUUGAUCUAAUUCAAAAAUCAGGUGCAUGGUUAUUUACAAGUGGAUAUGAUACUGGUAUUGUUCGACUGGUUGGACGAGCGCUUCAUCAAUUUAAAUUAUCAAAAUUCACAGAAAAUUCCAUUACUGCUAUCGGUAUUUGUAAAUGGGGUUGUAUAAGAGAUGUAGAAAAAAUAACACGUCCAAUGGAUGAAGAAACAGAACAGAUAACUACUAAUGGAUUGGAUGGUACUAACAAGAAUAGAUUAAAAACACGCCGUUCUGGUGAAUGGGAUCUUGAAAUGCAUCAUAGUCAUUAUCUUAUGUUAGACGAUGGUACUAUUCGUAAGUAUGAAACAGAAGACUAUCGAACACGUCUAAUUACUCAUAUGGCAAGAAUAAAUAGUGAACAUGAUCUUUUCGGUGAUGAUCACAUUAUAAAUGGCUAUAAUUCUAUUAUUAAUCAAGUUUUAUCAAAUAGCUUUUUAUUUGAAAAAGGAAACUUAUAA